CGGAUCUUCCCUAUUUUCUUGCUAGACACGAAGGAAAAAGCUCAGUUGCAGAAAUAUAAAAGUGAAGUUCACUCCGAAUUUAUUGAAAAUAUCGCUUUCUUCUUUGGAACUUUUGAGGCUUUGUGUUUACGCAAUCGAAAAUGUUUCUGACGAGGACUGAGUAUGAUCGGGGAGUGAAUACUUUCUCUCCUGAAGGCCGGUUGUUUCAGGUUGAAUAUGCCAUUGAGGCGAUUAAGCUGGGUUCAACUGCAAUUGGUGUAAAGACUAAGGAGGGAGUUGUUCUUGCUGUUGAGAAGCGCAUUACGUCGCCGCUGUUGGAGCCGAGCAGUGUGGAGAAGAUAAUGGAAAUCGAUGAACAUAUAGGGUGUGCCAUGAGUGGUUUGAUUGCUGAUGCCCGCACACUCGUUGAGCACGCGCGAGUUGAAACUCAGAAUCACAGGUUCUCUUAUGGUGAGCCAAUGACUGUUGAAUCUACUACUCAAGCCCUCUGUGAUCUUGCACUGAGAUUUGGGGAAGGGGAUGAAGAAUCCAUGUCAAGACCUUUUGGUGUAUCUCUUCUCAUUGCUGGUCAUGAUGAGAAUGGCCCCUGCUUGUACUACACUGACCCAUCUGGCACUUUCUGGCAAUGCAAUGCAAAAGCCAUCGGGUCAGGUUCCGAAGGUGCUGACAGCUCUCUGCAGGAGCAGUAUAACAAGGAACUGACCCUCAAAGAAGCCGAAACCAUUGCACUCUCCAUUCUGAAGCAAGUUAUGGAGGAGAAGGUGACGGCCAACAAUGUCGAUAUUGCCAAGGUGUCACCGAAAUACCAUCUCUACUCCCCUUCGGAAGUUGAAGAAGUUAUAAGUCGCCUGUAAGAGAAAGAGGGAUUGGUCUAUUUUCUGUUGGCUUUUCUGUUGCUGCAAUGUUUGAACUCAUUUUGUAGUGCUACUCUAUAUGUUAGUAGUUUAAACCUUAAUUUUCCUCUUUUUUUCAUUACAGUAUUUUUCUGACUUAACGUUAUAACCUUACAUUUCUAAAUUUAAAACCUUUUUUUUCAUUUCAUUAUUUACUUA
Messenger RNA from Salvia splendens (bonfire salvia), 1052 nucleotides. Its product is annotated as proteasome subunit alpha type-5. The coding region runs from base 141 to 854 and encodes 237 amino acids. The record is from RefSeq and is a predicted model, not a curated record. Gene Ontology annotation, biological process: proteasome-mediated ubiquitin-dependent protein catabolic process. NCBI's taxonomy places the organism in Eukaryota, Viridiplantae, Streptophyta, Magnoliopsida, Lamiales, Lamiaceae. The transcript has 10 exons. Gene Ontology annotation, cellular component: proteasome core complex, alpha-subunit complex; proteasome core complex.